AUGGUCGCCGUCCCCAAGAAACGCACUCUCAAGAUCGGCCGUGCCCUCAAGACCGCCGCCCGCCUCCCCGCCCGCGUCUCCGGCGGCAGGGGCAGCGGCAGGAACACCUUCUCGCCCCUCCCUGCCGAGCUCCCCGUCGCCCUCCUCCGCCUCCAGGUCAUCGGCUGCAGAGACCUCGUCGCAAAGGACAAGAGCGGCCUCAGUGACCCGUUCGUCGCCGUCUCGCUCCUCAGGGACAGACACCAGACAGGCGUCGUGAAGAAGACCAUCAACCCCGUGUACGCCCCCGCCGAUGCCACGUUCGACUUUCCCAUCUACCUCUCCCUCGCGGACAGGCUCGGCGUCGUCGAGUUCGUCGUAUGGGACAAGGACAUGCUCCGCAAGGACUACCUCGGAGAGGCGAACAUCCCCCUCGAGGAUUGGUUUAGGGACGGAAACGCGUUCGCGUUCGACGAUGCGGAGAACAAGCCAAUCUCUGCCCCCAUUGUCUCCACGCGAGUAUCAAUCGCCGCUGCCGGUACCAUCCAGUUCAAGCUUGGCUUCGUCUCGCCCGCCGAUCGCCAGAGCGCACAGGACUUCAGCGAGCUCUUCUCAGAACUCGUCAAACGGUCAAGACCUAGCCUCGUGUCCGCCCCUCCCACCGAGGGCAUUGGUACCAUCCGCUCGAACCAGAUCGGACCAGAGUUUCAGGAUGACGGCCUCACUUCCGACGAAGGGGAGAGCAGCGACGACGACGAGGAAGAGGCCCCGCGACCGUACACCCCGCCCCUCGCGCACCUCUACGUCCCGCCGCCCCCGAUCGACCUGACCCUCACGCUCCCGCCGUCCCCGUCCCUCGAGACACCCACAACGCCGACUGCGGCCGGCCCCUCAACCCCGUCAAUCGUGAAGACGCCUACGCCAGCGCGCCCGGGUACGGCGGGUUUCAAGAGCAUCCCAAGGAUAUUCCCUCGACGAUCCAACUCCGCGAAACCACAGCUCGAGUCGCCGACUACGCCCGUUGCGAGCCCUUCACGUCCGUCACCGCCCCACUCGCCUGCCGUGUCGAGUCCCGGCCCUAGCUCUGGCCUGGGUACGCCCACCCCUGCGUCCCCGCGACCGGGAAUGGCGUCGCGCGCGAAGUUCCGGAAGAGCUGGGGCGGCAUCGGGAACAAGAAGACGGACUUCAACUUCUCGGCCGCUAACGACAUUCUGGGCAUCGUCAUGCUUGAGAUCCAGAGCGCCGCGGAUCUGCCGCGCUUGAAGAACAUGACUCGCACGGGCUGGGACAUGGACCCCUUCGUGGUGAUCUCCUUUGGGAAGAAGGUCUUCCGCACGCGUGUGAUCCGGCAUUCCCUGAACCCCACCUGGGACGAGAAGCUCCUCUUCCACGUCCGGCGAUACGAGACAGCGUUCAAGAUCCAGUUGACCGUCCUCGACUGGGAUAAGCUCUCGUCGAAUGACCACGUCGGCGACGCCAGCUUCAACGUCUCGGAGUUGCUCGCGAACGCGCCGCAGAAGGACGAGGCAACUGGUCUGUACCCCGAAGAUGUCGAUGGCAGCCACCCUAUGCAGGAGUUCAAGCUUCAGCUCACGACGGCGAAGGAAAUGCCAUGGGAAGCGCGACACAAGCCCGUACUCACGAUGCGCGCCAAAUACCAGCCGUACGAUGCGCUUCGGCAGCGCUUCUGGAGGCAAUACCUGAAGCAGUACGACUCGGACGACACCGGCGCCAUCUCGCACAUCGAGCUGACGUCGAUGCUCGACUCGCUCGGAUCCACUCUCUCAAAAGACACCGUCAACUCGUUCUUUACCCGUUUCAACAAGCGUCCUCGCGAGGAUACCUUGACCUACGACGAGGCGAUUCAGUGUCUCGAGACGGAGCUGUGCCGGCCGCGCUCCGAGAAGAAGCUCAUCGACCCGGAGGAGAAUGUGUUCGACACGAGCGCACCCGUCACGCCCGCGGCUACAGGGAACGGAUUCGAGCAUCAGCUCAGCCUCAACCUGGACAAGCUCGACUUCUCCGGGCCAAUGAUGGACCAACUAGGUAUGCCGAAGGAAGGUAGCUCGGACCCAGACCUGUUGCAGAAGCCAGCACCGCCUCCAUCUUACCCAACGGAGCCGAUGCAACAGUCCUUGUCUGCGGCAGCGUCUCUAUCGACCUCGAGAUCGAACUCGUCCGUCCAAGUCCCGCGUGUGACGUUCGCGCGACAAGGGUCAGGAUCGUACUCAGACCCCGAAGAGACGUCGUCACCGAGUGGCGGGUCUUCUCCGUCGAGCUCGGAGGUAUCGACGGGCAAGGCAGGCGAGGACCUGCAUGAACGUGUCAUCAACAUCAAGGUCUGCCCGCUAUGCCAUCGGCCGCGAUUGAACUCCAAGGGCGAGGUUGACAUCGUUACCCAUAUCGCGACAUGCGCGAGUCAAGAUUGGAGUACCGUUGAUAGGAUCAUGGUCGGCAACUUCGUCACUGCGAGCCAGGCGCAACGCAAGUGGUACACCAAGGUUAUAUCCAAAGUCUCGAGCGGGAAUUACAAACUUGGGGCGAACUCGGCGAACAUCAUUGUGCAGAACCGACUCACGGGCCAGCUUGAAGAAGAGAAGAUGCAGGUUUAUGUACGGCUUGGAAUCAGACUCCUCUAUAAGGGUUGGAAGAGUCGCAUGGAAGGCGCGCGAGCGCGGCGGCUUCUAAAGUCAAUGUCCAUCAAGCAGGGGCUGAAGUACGACUCUCCCGAGUCGGCGCGAGACAUCCCCUCGUUUAUUGCCUUCCACAACCUGAAAGUCGACGAAAUCCUCGAUCCAUUGGACUCCUUCAAGACGUUCAACCAGUUCUUCUACCGCAAAUUGAAACCUACUGCGCGCCCUGUAGAAGAACCUGACAACCCGUCACGUCUCGUCUCGGGUGCUGACUGUCGCCUCAUGGUCUUCGAGACUGUUGCUGAGGCGACUCGUCUAUGGAUCAAGGGGCGGGAGUUCACCGUCGCGCGACUACUCGGCGAGCAAUACCGUGCCGAGGCAGAACGAUACCUGGGUGGGGCCUUGUGCAUCUUUCGGCUCGCGCCCCAAGACUAUCACCGUUUCCACUCGCCCGUGGAUGGUACCGUGGGGCCCAUGUCCGACAUAUCGGGCGAGUACUACACCGUCAACCCACAAGCUAUUCGAACAGCGCUCGACGUGUACGGCGAAAAUGUGCGCAAGGUGAUACCGAUCGACAGCCCACACUUCGGCCGCGUCAUGGCCGUCUGCAUCGGUGCGAUGAUGGUGGGGAGUAUCAAGACGACUGUCGCCGAAGGUCAGCAGGUGAAGCGGGGCCAGGAGCUUGGUUACUUCGCCUUCGGCGGCUCCACACUCGUGGUCCUGUUCGAGAAGGGUGCUGUAGAAUGGGACGAGGACCUCAUCAUCAAUAGCCGGGCAUGCCUAGAGACUCUCGUUCGUGUCGGGAUGGGUAUUGGUCGAAGGCGUCGAACGUAG
Messenger RNA from Rhodofomes roseus, 3447 nucleotides. Its product is annotated as phosphatidylserine decarboxylase-domain-containing protein. Gene Ontology annotation, biological process: phospholipid biosynthetic process. NCBI's taxonomy places the organism in Eukaryota, Fungi, Basidiomycota, Agaricomycetes, Polyporales, Fomitopsidaceae. The transcript has 12 exons. The record is from RefSeq and is a predicted model, not a curated record. Bases 1 to 3447 code for a protein of 1148 amino acids. Gene Ontology annotation, molecular function: phosphatidylserine decarboxylase activity; calcium ion binding.